Oncorhynchus gorbuscha (pink salmon) is the source of this 1515-nucleotide messenger RNA. RefSeq names its product TIMELESS-interacting protein-like. Gene Ontology annotation, molecular function: DNA binding. Bases 159 to 641 code for a protein of 160 amino acids. NCBI's taxonomy places the organism in Eukaryota, Metazoa, Chordata, Actinopteri, Salmoniformes, Salmonidae. Gene Ontology annotation, cellular component: replication fork protection complex; nucleus. The record is from RefSeq and is a predicted model, not a curated record. The transcript is spliced from 6 exons. Gene Ontology annotation, biological process: replication fork arrest; replication fork processing; DNA replication checkpoint signaling.
UGACGACACAUGAUUGGCUCUUGGUACAAGGAAGCAAACAGUUGAUUGGUUCAUUGUAAAAAAACCCGGCAGAAGUCAAGAGUGGACGAACAAAAAUAACACAGGAGCCGCUGGAAUAGCAACUGUUUAUUUGCCAGGAGCCCAGUGAUAAAGGAACCAUGGUCGAUCCAAUGGAGAAUGGCUUGUUUGACAUUCCUGACUAUGACAACACGGAUGACGAGACCUUUCCUCCUCUCCCCCCUCCCUUCUCACCAGGAGAGGGAGGAGAUCCUUUUACAGGGGAGGAGGGAGGAGAGAUCUCCAAGCUGGCCGAAGUCCCUGUUGCCAAGAGGAGAGGCGUCAAGAGACCACAGCCCAAACUGGACUCUCAGAGGCUGAUAUCAGAAAGAGGACUUCCGGCUCUUCGCAACCUGUUUGACAACGUUCAUUUCAAAGGCAAAGGACACGAGGCUGAGGACUUGCGGGUGCUGAUGCAGAGGAUGGAGAACUGGGCUCACAGGCUGUACCCCAAACUACAGUUUGAAGACUUCAUAGACAAACUGGAGACACUGGGCAGCAAGAAAGAAGUCCAGGUCAGACUGACAGGCCCUUGUUGUUAUAACCAACAUGCAGGUCAGACUGACAGGCCCUUGUUGUUAUAACCAGGCCCUUGUUGUUAUAACCAACACCCAGGUCAGACUGACAGGCCCUUGUUGUGAUAACCAACACCCAGGUCAGACUGACAGGCCCUUGUUGUGAUAACCAACAUGCAGGUCAGACUGACAGGCCCUUGUUGUUCUAACCAGGCCCUUGUUGUUAUAACCAACACCCAGGUCAGACUGACAGGCCCUUGUUGUUAUAACCAACAUCCAGGUCAGACUGACAGGCCCUUGUUGUUAUAACCAGGCCCUUGUUGUUAUAACCAACAUGCAGGUCAGACUGACAGGCCUUUGUUGUGAUAACCAACAUCCAGGUCAGACUGACAGGCCCUUGUUGUUAUAACCAGGCCCUUGUUGUUAUAACCAACAUCCAGGUCAGACUGACAGGCCCUUGUUGUUAUAACCAGGCCCUUGUUGUUAUAACCAACACCCAGGUCAGACUGACAGGCCCUUGUUGUUAUAACCAGGCCCUUGUUGUUAUAACCAACAUCCAGGUCAGACUGACAGGCCCUUGUUGUUAUAACCAGGCCCGUGUUGUUAUAACCAACACCCAGGUCAGACUGACAGGCCCUUGUUGUUCUAACCAGGCCCUUGUUGUUAUAACCAACAUCCAGGUCAGACUGACAGGCCCUUGUUAUUCUAACCAACAUCUGGAGGUGUGGUGUCAGUGGAAGUCGUAAGGUCUGAAUGUUGUUGUUCUAACCAACAUCUGGAGGUGUGGUGGUGUUAGUGGAAGUCAUAAGGUCUGAAUGUUGUUGUUCUAACCAACAUCUGGAGGUGUGGUGGUGUCAGUGGAAGUCAUAAGGUCUGAAUGUUGUUGUUCUAACCAACAUCUGGAGGUGUGGUGGUGUUAGUGGAAGUGGUCUGAAUGUUGUGU